UCAUGCAUCGUGUGCUAAACGAGUAUUGUAAUUUAUAAACUUUGGCGUCUCAAACAGUCGCAAAAAUGUGUGUACGUUCAUUCUGUGUAAUAUAUUUGAUUUGUUUUUACGGUUCUAAAGCUUUGUCGAUUGAGGAAAGGUUAGUGAAAGUAGAACAAACAUUGGAGCAUCAAGAGGUCACACUCAAGCAUCAAGAGAAAACAAUCCAGGACCAGGAAACCAUCGUUAAAAAUCACGAGAAAGAAAAUCAAGACUUGAAACUUCGAUUGGAAAUGCUUGAAAACGAAAGAGAUAAAGUUAAAGAAUGUUACACUACCGAUGACUUAGAUCAAAAAGACAUGAAGACAGCAGGCGACAAUCAAUCCACCUUAUCCCACCUGAACGGAGUGAUUAAGCAACAAUCGGGAGGAAUUGCAUUUCAUGCCUAUAUGACUGGCAGCAAAUGUGUCCAGGACAAAGAGCUGGUUGUGUUUGAUACAGUGGCAAUAGACGAUGGUGAUGGUUACUAUCCAGAGGACGGGAUAUAUGUCGUGCCUGAAAACGGAACUUACAUGUUCAUCUGGACUUUGUUUUCGACGAAAGGGGAAUGGUCCGUAUCUGAUAUAAUUGUUGACGGCAAAACAAAGGGAUGGAUUGCAACAGAUGAUGAAAACGACCAAGCAACUGGAGUAAUCAUUGUACAAGUGAGCGUGGGUAUCCAUGUUUUUAUUGAAAAAAGGACUGGAGAUGGCUGCAUCGUACAAGAUGAGUUUUCUCGAUCAACAUUUACAGGAUGGAAACUGUAUUGAUAAUAUUUGAUAUCAGUGUACUGUUCUUGAAUUUCUAGCCAAAAAAAUAUUUUCGGAAAUUUAUAAAAACAUAUAUGAAAAUCAGAAUUAAAUAGGUCGAAAAACAUU
Messenger RNA from Ruditapes philippinarum (Manila clam), 896 nucleotides. RefSeq lists its product as uncharacterized. The record is from RefSeq and is a predicted model, not a curated record. Gene Ontology annotation, molecular function: protein binding. NCBI's taxonomy places the organism in Eukaryota, Metazoa, Mollusca, Bivalvia, Venerida, Veneridae. The transcript has 2 exons. Bases 66 to 788 code for a protein of 240 amino acids.